AUGGCCGACUUCGGCACUCUAGAACAAAUGGCCGCGUCUAUGAAACAGAUGCAACAGAUGCAAGAGUUGCAGCAAACAAUGGCAGCGCAGCAACUGGCUGCGCAGCGGGAACCACCUGUCCCAAUUGGUGAGAGAAACCUACUUCAUAAAAUCCCUGCUACGCGCUCUGCUAUCGCUCCUUCACCAUGUCAAAGGGCAGAUUUUGAGAUAGAACCCGGCAUGAUCAAUCUUGUCCAGAGAAAGAUGUUCCAUGGACUGUCAGCUGAGAUACUGAUGGAACACAUUGAAGUUUUUGAAGAGAUAUGUUCCCCAACUUCUUGGGAACAGGUUAGAGCAGCUUUCUUGGGACACUUCUACACGAAAGCCAAAACAGCUGCCCUAAGGAACAAAAUCUCCUCCUUCAAGCAACUCGCUAAUGAACCUUUCAACGAAGCUUGGGAACGGUUCAAUGAUACCUUCAAAGAGUGUCCUCAUCACGGGUUCGACGAUGACCAUGUUCUAGGAAUCUUCUACGAUGGUAUGGAAUGGGAGUUCCGCAAUGCUCUAAACGCAGCGAGGAACGGAGAUUUCAUGACUCAAACCACAGAAGGAGCUCACGCGCUAAUAGAGAACAUGGCAGCUAGUUCGUCCAACAAAAACGAGGAGACUGACCGUUCCAAGAAGGUGAACAGCAUGGACACUAGGAAGAUUGAUGACCUCGCCGCUAAGGUCGAUCUGUUGCUCAAGAACAAUCAGAAUCAGAUCUAUGUCAUGGAAGAAACCAAUCUGGAACCAGGCACUACAGAUGCUGCAGCAGAAACCGAGACACCGGAAGAAGAUCAGCAAGAGGUCAAUUACGUUAACGGGCAGGGUUGGCAGUUCAAGAACAACCAUCCAAACCCUAACGUGAGGAACAACCCGCAUCUGUUCUCAUACAAGACCAAUCCAGACAACCCCAACGACAGAUCUCAGGGAAAUCAGUUCCAAAACACUGGAUAUCAGAAGCCAUACUUCCAGAAUCAGAAUCAUAAUCAAAAUGGGAAGAUGUUCAUCCUCAGCCAGGCUCAGAAUCAAUUUCAGAACCGGCAGAAUAAUCCACAGGCUGCUCCUGCAACCGCGAGCGGUCCGCCAGAUGAGCUGAAGGGAAUGAAGCAACAACUUCUGCAAGGUCAACAGAUUCAAGGAAAGGGAACACUCCCAGGGAAAACAGACAAGAAUCCCAAGGACUGUAACGCAGUCGAGCUGAGAAGUGGAAGACAUCUAUCAGAUCCUAUCCCCAAGAAGCUCACUGCUCAAGAGAAAGGAAAACAGAAAGAAGGAGAACAACCUCCGCUUGAGGAUGUCCACGACGACGAUCAUGAACCGGAAGAGCCAACUGCCGCAGAACCAGUAGCUCCCAUGAUGCAAGAUCAACCUGUUCCUACUCGCGUCUACAUUCCAUAUGUUCCCUACCCAGUCCCUGCUAAGAAAUCACGCAAGGAUUGCAAAGAGAUGAAAUGCAAAAAGAUGUUUGAUGAGUUGAAUGUUAAGUUCUCUCUCAUGGACGCGAUUCAAAUGAUUCCUUCAAUGCGCAGUCUUGUGAAAGGGCUGAUCUCUGGGAAGAACUCUACAGACAACGACAUCAUGAUGGUCUCGAAAGAAUGCAGCGCAGUCCUUCAAAACAGAACAUGUGAAUCUCAUGCCCUACUCAGUUACAAAACGCAUGGACUAACCAACUUCAAGCCAACCAGGAUUUCUUUGGUGUUCGCAGACAGAUCAAUCAAGUUGCCAGUAGGUGUUCUUGAAGAUCUACAAGUUCAAAUUGGUGACACCACUGUUCCGGCAGACUUCAUGGUUCUAGAGCUCAAAGAUGAACCAAAAGACCCUCUCAUUCUGGGCCGACCUUUCCUGCGCACAGCUGGUGCAAUCAUUGAUGUCCAUAAUGGGAGGAUUGAUCUCCAACUGGGAGAUAUUGUGAUGAAGUUCGAGAUGGAUGAGCUUCUCAAACGACCUAUGCUAUAUGGUCAGAACUUCACGAUUAGCAACGAGAAUGCCUCCUUGACCCCUCAACAAGGGAUGAUCGAAGAAAUCCACACAGAUGAUCCUUUGGAAGUAGCCCUGAUACGAGUAGAGUCUGAGUAG
Molecule: messenger RNA, 2100 nt
Organism: Brassica oleracea var. oleracea
Lineage: Eukaryota; Viridiplantae; Streptophyta; Magnoliopsida; Brassicales; Brassicaceae
Exons: 4
Coding region: 1-2100 (699 amino acids)
Source: RefSeq, a predicted model, not a curated record